CGGGUGGCAAUUGGUGGGGGAACACGGGUGGCAAUUGGUGGGGGAACACGGGGAGUACGCUAUCGCCCAUCGCAACUCUUCCCGUGACGUCGACCACGUCAAUGGCAUCUGAAUAUGCUUGGGUUACCUCAACCCACUCCAGCCUUACUCCUACUUCCUCAGCAGCCCUGAAUACGAUUGCCUCGACCUCACCGUCGUAUUCGUUAUCGCUUUCCGUCGCGCCUUUCCUGCCGGAUCCCCCUGAGAAUGGACAGCACACACCACUUCCGACAGUUUCUGGAUUCGUACCAUUAUCUUCCGUUGCUACGCCCACAAGCGCCGAUGCGACGUCUGCUACAAUCACAGGCUCCCGUCCUACUGAAGUCCUAGCCCCUGCCGCCACAGGUAGUCGCACCCAAGCCUGGUCGAUUGUUCUCAUCGUUAGCUGCAUCGUAUUCCUCCUUAUCGCACUGGUCGCCAUCGGAUUGCGUUGGCUGUGGAAGAGACGCGCUAGAAACAUGGCAACAGCCUCCCUUACGCCCUUCGAUUAUGAAUGUCACGCAGACGAUAAGCCCGUUCGCUUCUGGCGCCAGUUCGCACUGUCCAUGUCGAGCCUCGCAAAAGAACCCCCCAGGCCGCAGACGCCUGACAUCGUGUGCGCCGGAAACCGCAGGUCCGUCAUCGACGCGCUGCCACACGGGACAAUGCUUUAUGACAGCGGGACCAACGAUGCGGCAGGUACUGCGGCGUUGCGUUACUUGGUGCUUUCGAACGGUUCGCGGAGCGUCGAUCCUGCCAGUUAUACAACCCUCGAUCCUCGUGCUUUCGCUCCAGACGCUCACUUGAGCGUCGUUUCCGCGUACGGAGACAUGGCUCCUAGAAGAGCUUCAAGGGAUGCUUCCGUCCGGCUCUCAUUGAAGCAUGCCAACUUCGUCGAACCUCAUCCUGUUGUCCUCUCGCAGAUGGCCCAGCCACCGGGGAACUGGCCCUAUAUAUACCACAACCUUCCCGCACCGCCUCCUCCGCAUCACAUUCUUUCUCAACAAGGACAACACCCUUCGUUCCCCGCACUAUCUCCACAAAGUGUGCAAACGUUCCCUACGCAUUCCCCUUCUCAUCAGACGCAUAUGCCUCUUCGACUGCCCUUGAUACUCUCCGCACAUCAGUACAGCAGCUAUCACUCGGGGCUGAGUGCGCAGCAGGGCUCCGUCAUUGGGCACCAGAACGGAUCAGAUCCUAGCGUAUCUUCGCGUUGGCCUAUCACACAGCAAGAAGCGUUGGUCGCUGCAUCCCCGGGUCGACAGCCUCGCCGACGAGCAGAGGAUGGUGGAGUCUGCUUGGCGGGCGGGACGCCACCGAGGCGAGAUAGAGACACGGGAGUGCGGGGCGAGCAUCAAGACGUUGCGGAGUCCUCAUAUACAGUGUCUGACGGCGGACAUAGCGACGAGACCCUCCCGCCGGCAUACGGAGCAUACUGAGGAAGGCUGUCUCGAUGCAGUGGGAUCAUAGAGGCGAUGUCCAUGAUACCCGGUGACUGCAGUGGGUUAGGUGACUACAGACAUACCUCCUAAUGGCAUCGUCGUGUAUUUGGUUGUAGGCUGUGCCAUUCGCAGCUACCUCGUCAAAGGGCUUUCAUCUUACUGCUGAGCUCGCUUUGAGA
This is a messenger RNA of Rhodofomes roseus, 1639 nucleotides long. RefSeq lists its product as uncharacterized. The transcript is spliced from 3 exons. The record is from RefSeq and is a predicted model, not a curated record. The coding region runs from base 102 to 1457 and encodes 451 amino acids. Lineage: Eukaryota; Fungi; Basidiomycota; Agaricomycetes; Polyporales; Fomitopsidaceae.